Messenger RNA from Mesorhabditis belari, 3366 nucleotides. NCBI's taxonomy places the organism in Eukaryota, Metazoa, Nematoda, Chromadorea, Rhabditida, Rhabditidae. The record is from the annotation of a GenBank genome assembly.
AUGACGUCCUACGGACAAGCAACUGGAAAUCCAGCUCGAGCUGGAAACAACACGGGCAUUCAGAAUGCUCAAUAUGGAAUGCCACAAGUGCCGAUGACUAUGGGGCCGACCUUCCCUCAACAGCCGCACAGCUAUAUUGGGAUGAUUCCUUCGGCGCCCAUUCAACAAUAUCCGCAAGCACACAUUUCGAAUUAUUAUCCAAUGAAUCCGAAUUACCCACCAUAUCCUUCUCAAAUGCAUCCGCAACCAAAUAUGGUCAAUCGUCAAGGAUACUACAUCAAUCCAAUGAUGAUGCAAGUGCAUAUGCAACCUAUCCAUCACAUAGCACCAGCAACUCGUGAAAAAAAGCCAUUAUUGAUUUGUGAUCCAAAAACGAAGGUGGCUGUUGAUGUUUGCAAUUCGGAUGUUAAGGUUAAAGAUUCGAAGAUUCUACCUGCAACGAAUCAAACGGCAGGAGCUUAUGCUGAAAAGAAGAAACAACUUCAAAUGCGUGAUAUCAAGAAUAAACCGAAGGGGAAACCAACAGAAGCGACGGUUUUAGAACAAACAACGGAGAAUGUUUCGACAGCCAGGGCCAGGAUCUCAUCGGCUCCGGAACCAGCGUUUGUCACUGAAGAGGGAACAACUAAGAGCACGAAUACUCCUCAAAUGGUUGACUCACUCAAGGAGCGGCUGGAAAAUAUGGCAAUAGCGGUGACAGAUUGUCAUGAGCCUGAUGUUUCAGGAGCCACUUUGUUAGACACUGUUGGACCAUUACUGGAGCUUGAUGUGGAAAAAAAGAACGAAGCAAUUGUUGUGCCACCUGCAACUCCAGAAAUUGAAGAUGACGGGGCUCCAAUGUCGGAAGAUAUUCUUGAUGUUGUUGAUAAUUUGUUGACUGAUGACAUUGAUGAGCAAAAAGAAAAUGAUGAAGAAAAUAUCAAAGAAGAAGCUGAAGAAAAGAUCGACGAGGAAGCUGAGACAAAAUUAUUUCGAGAGGCUGAAUUGAUCGAGGAAAUGAGAACACUUGAAGAACAAGCUAAGCAAAAGGUCUACUCUCGAAAGUUUCUUGAUUUGAUUUGCACCAUUGAAAAGGAAUUCAAAUGGACAAAAUGCCCUCUAACUGAAGCUGAGAUCAAAUCAUUGGGACUUGACAGGACCAACGCACCAAUUCGCGAUAACAAAAGAGCACCACUUGGUUUUAACCCGAAUUGGAUGUCAAACAGGUCGCAAAAGAACUAUGUUGGACGCGGUUCGAUGGAUAGUGUUAUAAGAAGUGGAAAUAUUCAACGGGGUCAGCAUCCAAGAAAGCCGCAUAUAGGACGACAUUCAAUCGAAAAGCAACCAGUUCCGUUACGAAGAACCGAAAAUGCCUGGAAAGCUGACAAAAAGACCAAAGGCUCCUCGGAGGCCGAAGAUGCCAAGAAAAUGCAGAUCCUUAAGGAUGUGAGGGCUUUGAUGAACAAGGUGACACCAACAACUCAGAAGCUAUUGACACAAGAGUUCUUAUCGUUCGAAGUAUCAAUUGAUCCUGCAGUUUUGAAAGACGUCAUUGAGAUCAUCUUCGACAAAGCCGUUGAGGAGCCAAAGUUCUGUCCCAUGUAUUCGGAAAUUUGCAAAGCUCAGGUUGAUCUUGAAUUGUCGAAAAAAGCGGGAAGCAUCGCCUCACCUUUUCGAAACGCAGUCUUGACCCGUUCACAACAGACAUUUGAAACGGCAAAAGUGGAAGAUGACGCACGAAAAACAAGGCUCGAAGAAAUUGAGUCAGAAACAGAUGACCGAAAGAAAAGCCAACUUGUGCUAGCUUUGCAAGAAUAUGAUGCCAAAAUUCGAAGGAGAAGAUUUGGAAAUAUCACAUUUAUCGGUCAGCUUUUCUGCCAGCAAUUACUGAGUUACAAAAUUGUUUCAUCCUGUAUUACGGCGCUUCUGAAAGAUACUGCUGGAAAAGAGACAUACCCGUCGGAGAUCGAGGAAGCUAUUGAUUGCGCGGUUCGAUUGGUGGAAUCUGUUGGACUGAAAAUGGAGGCCGAAAGCAAACGUUUAGCCAAACAAGAGCAAGAACAACCCAAAAAGGAGGAAAAGGCUCCUGCAUGGAACCAAAAGGUCCAACCAAAAAAGGUUGCGCCAAUUGCCACUUUCGAGCAGUAUAUGGGACACUUCGAGGAUCUCAAGAAAAAAGUUUCUCCCAGAAUUAGAUUCAUGAUUUUGAAUCUACAAGAGCUCAGAAACAACAGUUGGCAAAAGCGAAAUGCCGUUGAUCAAGGACCAAAAAAGAUACAAGAACUUCAAGCGGAUAUCAAAAACGAGCAAAUUCAAACCGAAGCAGCACGGGCGCGAUUCGAACGAGACCAAAAUCGUGGCUCAUCCCAUGGCAGCUUUAGCUCUGAUGCACGAAAAACGAUUGGUAGCAGGGGCUCUUUGAAUACUGCCUGGGGAAAUUCAAAUGACAGAAAAUUGUCUACAAAAGCUACCCCACCCGUAAACACUGGAGCUGCUCCACAACCAAAGUUGUUGGCGUCUUUGAAGAAUGCACCCGAUGACCUUGCACGCCCAAGGUGGGGUUCAAAAGGAGCUAACAGUGGAAGCUCCGAUAGUGGAAGGAAAAUCAGUAAUGCACAAUGUGAAAGGAAAAUUCGUGAAAGUGAACAACUAAAGAUUCCCCCUGUGAAACAAAACGAUGAACCCAUUAAUCUGAGCGAAGAAGAAAGCCAAACGGCAAACUCAAUCCACUCCUGCAUUGAAGAAGUUCGAACUGGUUGUGUGAAAAUUGAUGCGUGUCCGGAAGAUUUCAUUGCUACAAUGAAAAAGAAGAGCAUAUCAGCUCAAUCAUUUUUCAAAGCCUUUGCUGUCACAGCUCUACGAGAGAAAAAAGAAGAUCUAAAAUUAGUUGGACACAUAUUGGCUUUCUUCUUACAAUCCGAUGAAUUGAAGAGUCAAAUGAAGGAUAAAUCUGAAGCUGCAAAAGGAAUUGCCGAGUUUUGCAAAUACGUGAUUGCAACAGAACAAUAUGAAGAACGUUCUGAUGUUUGGGAAAGGCUUGCUGAGGUGAUCAUCAACGCUGUGCAUUGCGAUCUACCAGAUUUCGUCGGCAAAAGACCUCUUCUUGAGGAGUUCUCUCUGGUAUUCAUUGAAGCUUCUAAGGACCCUCGAUCUGUUUCAUCACAACGACCCGCUUUUGAACUUCUUGUGGUUGCUCUAAAAAGAAUGGCUGAAAUCCUUAAGGGGUUCAAUGAGCAGGAUCAUGCCACCUUGAUUUCAAUGGCCUAUGAAGAAAUGACGUUUAUUCGAAAGCUUCCAGUUGAACAAUCAGAGAAACUUGUGGCGGCUUUGAAGGAACAAGAAAUUGCCGAAGUUGGGAACCUCUAUGCUUUACUCACGGACAAAACA